This is a messenger RNA of Xyrauchen texanus (razorback sucker), 3656 nucleotides long. RefSeq names its product zinc finger protein 99-like. The transcript is spliced from 3 exons. Lineage: Eukaryota; Metazoa; Chordata; Actinopteri; Cypriniformes; Catostomidae. The coding region runs from base 106 to 1776 and encodes 556 amino acids. The record is from RefSeq and is a predicted model, not a curated record. Gene Ontology annotation, cellular component: nucleus.
UCACCUAUGGAAUGCACUCAGGUCUUUAUCUGGAUCAUCAGCUAAUCACACCCGGGAAACAGCCGCGACAUGCAAGAGUAGGAAUCAAGGAUUUUUGGUAGAAAUAUGCAGACACGAGCGCAGAAGCAGAACGCGUCAAGAAAAGGAGUAAGUGACUGUGAGAACAAAAAGAGUACACAUAUUUCCAAUGAGGAACCUGUUGAUCAGAAAGAUAUCCAGCUCCCACAGACACCAAUUAAAAGGAAGAGCAAAGAAUUUAAACUAUCAUCAUUAGUUAAUGGUCGCAGGUGCAAGGAAGACCCACACCUUGAUGGUAUAAAUAGAAAUGCUGAGAGCAGUAAGAUCAAUAGUGUCAAAUGUUCUGCAAAACAUGCUGGUAACAUCCUACCUAAAAGCCUUUACAGUGGGAAGGCCAGAGGUGGUGGAAAAAAGAGGCAGCCCAGGUUGACUGAUCAGUGGACGGAAGGUAAAUAUCCAUGUAAAGAAUGUGGCAUGGUUCUAGAGAGCAGAAUGGACCUUGUGAAUCAUUUCCAGGUGGCACAUCAUCAUUCGCGUCCAUUCAAGUGCCAUGUAUGUAGCAUGUGCUUCGUUGCACCAGCCAAACUGAAAUGUCACAUGCGCUCCCACUCCGGGGAGCGUCCUUACACCUGUGACAUCUGUAAUAAAUCUUUUACCCAGAAGGGCUCUCUGAACAUCCAUAUGAUACGGCACAGUGGUGUGAAAGCAUAUAAAUGUGAAGAAUGUGGCCGCAAGUUUGCCAGAUGCGCUGACUUGAAUUCACACAAAAAAACUCACUCCGAGGAGAAACAGCACAGCUGCACCGAAUGUGGUAAAAAAUUCAGACGAGGAGAACAUUUGCGCCAGCAUUUACUAAUACAUACUGGAGAGUUGCCAUAUUCCUGUACACAUUGUGAUAAAAAGUUUCGUAUUCUUAGUAACCUUGCUGUUCAUCGCCGCAUACACACAGGAGAAAAACCUUGCAAAUGUCCUAAAUGUGGAGUACGCUUUAGACAGUGGAACGCCUUGAAAGGACAUCUUGAAAGUGCACACUCAGGUCAACGGCCUUACUCUUGUGAACGAUGCAGUAGCAGCUUUUCACGUUUGAAUUAUCUUCGUAAUCACAUGAUUACACACACCAAUAGCAGACUGUUUGUCUGUGAGCAGUGUGGUCAUAUUUUCAAAAAUCAGAGUAAUUUGGAUGUCCACCGAACUGUUCACUCUGAUGACAGGCCAUUUAAAUGCUCACUGUGUGACAAGAGCUUUAAACGGACUCAAGGUCUGAAAACACACAGGCUAGUUCACACUGUUGAGCGUCCACAUAAGUGUGUGAUCUGCAACAAAACAUACCGCAGCACGACAGGAUUGCGUGUACAUAUGUUUAGUCACACAGGUGCACGUCCAUAUACUUGCAAAGAGUGCAAAAAGAGCUUUAGAGAUCCUAGUUCCAUGAGAAGACAUGCCAUAACACACACUGGGGAAAAACCUUAUAAAUGUAAGCUUUGCCCCAAGAAAUAUUCCCAGCUUUCAGGCUACAAAGCUCACAUGCGUGUGCACACUGGCGAAAAGCCGUAUACGUGCACCUAUUGCUCCAAGACUUUCCGCUAUCCAAACAGUUUGAAAGCCCACAUUUUACUCCACACAGGACAGGCUCCUUUUCCAUGCCCAGAGUGUGGAAAACUAUUUAAGCAAACUAAUAGCUUAAAAACACACAUGAAAACAUUUGGCCACAGUGACAAAAGGAAAUCAGAUACCAAUAAAGUGAAGAGAAAAAAGUGACUCGUAUACUAAGUAUAAGAGGGUUUUGCUGUAUCCAGUCUCUAACAUCUUUUACCACAGUGAGUGCAGACGCCACUGAUUAAACAACCAAAGAUGAAAAACUGAAUUGUAAGCAUGCGAUAAUAAGAAGUUAUUAAUAUACACAUAUACACUCACCUAAAGGAUUAUUAGGAACACCUGUUCAAUUUCUCAUUAAUGCAAUUAUCUAAUCAACCAAUCACAUGGCAGUUGCUUCAAUGCAUUUAGGGGUGUGGUCCUGGCCAAGACAAUCUCCUGAACUCCAAACUGAAUGUCAGAAUGGGAAAGAAAGGUGAUUUAAGCAAUUUUGAGCGUGGCAUGGUUGUUGGUGCCAGACGGGCCGGUCUGAGUAUUUCACAAUCUGCUCAGUUACUGGGAUUUUCACGCACAAACAUUUCUAGGGUCUACAAAGAAUGGUGUGAAAAGGGAAAAACAUCCAGUAUGCGGCAGUCCUGUGGGCGAAAAUGCCUUGUUGAUGCUAGAGGUCAGAGGAGAAUGGGCCGACUGAUUCAAGCUGAUAGAAGAGCAACUUUGCCUGAAAUAACCACUCGUUACAACCGAGGUAUGCAGCAAAGCAUUUGUGAAGCCACAACACGCACAACCUUGAGGCGGAUGGGCUACACCAGCAGAAGACCCCACCGGGUACCACUCAUCUCCACUACAAAUAGGAAAAAGAGGCUACAAUUUGCAAGAGCUCACCAAAUUUGGACAGUUGAAGACUGGAAAAAUGUUGCCUGGUCUGAUGAGUCUCGAUUUCUGUUGAGACAUUCAGAUGGUAGAGUCAGAAUUUGGCGUAAACAGAAUGAGAACAUGGAUCCAUCAUGCCUUGUUACCACUGUGCAGGCUGGUGGUGGUGGUGUAAUGGUGUGGGGGAUGUUUUCUUGGCACACUUUAGGCCCCUUAGUGCCAAUUGGGCAUCGUUUAAAUGCCACGGCCUACCUGAGCAUUGUUUCUGACCAUGUCCAUCCCUUUAUGGCCACCAUGUACCCAUCCUCUGAUGGCUACUUCCAGCAGGAUAAUCACAAGUCACAAUGUCACAAGUCUUGACCAUGUCACAAAGCUCGAAUCAUUUCAAAUUGGUUUCUUGAACAUGACAAUGAGUUCACUGUACUAAAAUGGCCCCCACAGUCACCAGAUCUCAACCCAAUAUAGCAUCUUUGGGAUGUGGUGGAACGGGAGCUUAGUGCUCUGGAUGUGCAUCCCACAAAUCUCCAUCAACUGCAAGAUGCUAUCCUAUCAAUAUGGGCCAACAUUUCUAAAGAAUGCUUUCAGCACCUUGUUGAAUCAAUGCCACGUAGAAUUAAGGCAGUUCUGAAGGCGAAAGGGGGUCAAACACAGUAUUAGUAUGGUGUUCCUAAUAAUCCUUUAGGUGAGAGUAUGUUGCACAUAGCCUAUAUAUACAAAUGAACCGGUGGGGGUUGUAGAGUUUCUUGUAAACAUGUUUAGUUCCCCCAAGAUUAAUACUAAUGUUGUUGAUGCCUGGGAAGCAAACAUAACAUAUACAGUUGGCAGUUUAAAAAUGAAAUCUUAAAGUUAAAGGUAUGUUCAUUUUUUACUGAAUAUUGUCCUUUAGUCUUCAUAGGUGAAGAUAAGAUAUAUCUUGGAUGUUUCUGCCGAAGCUUUAAUUAUUAAUUUGCAAAUCUCAUUGAAAUCCAAACCAGAAUCAAUAAUAUUAAUAAAAAAAAAACUUUAUAAAAUGCACUGUCUAGCUUUUUACGUAUUUAUGUAAAUUAACAGUAAAUAUGUACAUCUUGUGUUUGUUUAGAUAUAUAUUCAAUCUGAUUGUUUUGUAUUGUAUCUCCACACCUCCCAUUUGUUUUAGUGAUGACUGGGGGUUUCUUUGGUUCAUCAGUUUCACAAUG